CAGUCGUGUCGCAGUGCUUACGUAACAAUAUAUUAUUAUUAUUCUUACUUGCCUGACCGGUGUGUUGUUCAUUUAUAAAUCGCGGUCUACGUUUUUUCGUUCGUCCCUCGUCGAGUUACUCGUCUUUUCUGCUCGGUCUCUCUAAUUGGUUAAUCGCCACACGAUUGUAUACAUAUACAAAGGGUCGAUCAACAUAACACAUAUACAUAUCUCUCAACCUACUGUAUAAACACGCAAAGAAAUAUAAUACAAGUACACGCAAAAUACACGACGAACGCACGCGCCGCGCUCGCGAAAAACGCGCUUUACGUCUCCCGCGAAUCGCCGUUACCUGCCUCUUGUCUGCACACGUCGUCGCGCGGAUACAUCCGGAUCCGGAUCGUCGUCGGUCAACGUUGCCGUGCUCGUCCACCUCCGGUCGCAUGAUCGAUUGAUACGCAAUUAAUCAGCAUCGCCUGGUAUACGUGAUACACAGUACGUGAAGGAGAGGGAGAGAGAGAGAGAGAGCGGAUCGCACGUCGCUGCUGCAUGGGCUACUACCUGCCGCCGGUAGAUGAACAAGUGUCGUCGACGAACCACCACUGUAGAGCACGUUCUCUGGGUUCGGCCCUCCUCCACGGGCACGGUGUAUCGAUUGCUCUAAAAUAGACGCGUGGGAACACCUGCAGGCUACAUACACAUUCUACCUACAGCUCAGACUGUCUCGUUCUCUCUUUGGCCCUCUCUCUCUCUUACUUUCUCUUUGCAUUGGUAUAUCCUGACGCCCUUGCAGCGCGUGACAGGUGCAGCGAGAGUAACGGUAGCAGCACCGCGCUGUCGUAGGGCUGGAGGUGGAGGAGGUGGUGGCGGUGGAGGCGGAGGUGCAGGCGACGAAGAAGAAACGUAACAGGAAGCGGAAGAAGCGAAACGACGAAAAGGAAGAGAGAGAGAGAGGGUAGAACGGAAGAAAGUACAGCAGCAUACAUACGUACAUAUACGUGCGCGCGCGCGCUUGGGAACGGAAAGGAAAGGAGGGAAAGGUGGAGAAGGAGGAAGGAGGCGAAACGCCUGAGUUUCUCGCGAGAAAAGGGUUAUUUCCAGUGAUACGUCCUGGAGGCGCCUGUCGUCUUCGCCGGUACAACCAUAACGCCGCCCGCUUUAAAACGCCCGAGACGGGAUACGGUGGACUCAUCGCCGCCACCCGCUCGAACCGCAGCCCCCGGAAACCCCGGACCAUCCAGCAAACUCGCUUGCAUCAUGGACGCACCGCUCUCACAGAGUAUGGACUCCGUCAACACGGUGGCCACCGGUGAAGACGAGGUGCGCACCUUGUUCGUGAGCGGCCUGCCGAUGGACGCCAAGCCGAGGGAGCUCUAUCUGCUCUUCAGAGCAUACGAGGGGUACGAGGGGUCCCUGCUGAAAGUCACAAGCAAAAAUGGGAAAACAGCGUCGCCGGUGGGUUUCGUGACUUUUCACACGAGGGCCGGUGCAGAGGCGGCGAAACAGGAUCUUCAGCAGGGGGUUAGAUUCGAUCCUGAUAUGCCACAAACCAUACGUUUGGAAUUUGCAAAAAGUAACACAAAGGUUAGCAAACCCAAGCAACCAGCCGCUGCAGCAGCCACCUCGCACCCUGCUCUGAUGCACCCUCUAACUGGACACCUAGGGAGCCCAUUCUUCCCUGGUGGUCCUGAAUUGUGGCACCAUCCACUGGCAUACUCGACCGCUGGCGAAUUACCCGGCACGCUGCAACACGCGACGCUGGUGCAUCCGGCGUUACAUCCUCAGGUCCCCGCGCCCAUGUCUCUGCCGCAUCCAACAACGCUGACGUCGAUACACGCGACGCUGCCCCAUUUCCUUCCGUCGCCGGCACUGGCAUCGCCGGUUGGUUCACCCUCGUCCCAGCCGAACAUAGCAGUGAGCAACGCGCCCUGUUCCACCCUGUUCGUGGCGAACCUUGGCCAAUUCGUGUCUGAGCACGAGCUCAAGGAUAUCUUCAGCAGUUUUCCUGGUUUCUCCCGGCUUCGUAUGCACACGAAGGGAGGGUCGCCAGUGGCCUUUGUCGAAUACCAAGACGUUCGCUACGCGGCCCAGGCGAUGGCCACUCUCCAAGGAUCCUUUCUCCUCUCCUCCGACCGGGGAGCAAUACGAAUCGAAUAUGCAAAGUCAAAAAUGGCCGAGGUGGGCUUUACAAAUCUCUGGAUCGAAGGAUCAAAGAGAGAAGAAAACGGGCAACCUUAAGAUCGACAUCAACGGCAUGUAAGAGGAACGAGGGAAGACCGUGCGUGCUUACACCCCGGAAUGCAACGAUCGGCAAUCGGAUUCAGUGUUUUCGCAAUAGUAACGGGGAAAACGUCGACAGACGAGUAUUCCACGGCACCACGAUUCCGCGGCAGCUGGUUUCCAGAGCGAAUCGGCGACCAGUUGCUCGAGAAAUCGUUGCGAAGACGGAAGAACCAAGAUGGCGGCUGCAAGAUGGCCGCGGGGAAGAACCGGAGCGAAAGACGCGUAGGACGGCUAGGGGUGGGGAUGUAGGGAACAAAGAGGAAAGUAAAAAGCACGUAAACAGGAACGGAGAAAAGGAAAUAGAGAAACGGGAAAUAAGCAUUCGAGUACAUACACAAAGAGUAGUAAACAGACAAACACACACGCAGGAAGGAAAAGGGAGGAAAGAUGGGAAAGAUCAGGAAUUAACAAAGACGAGACAGGGGUGUCUGUGUGUAUGGUUCCAGCCUUGUCUCGCUUAAGCAGCACCACAGUAGGGAAGCGAAAAUUGAGGAAGAGAAAAAAAAAAGAAUUCUUAUAAAUUGCGCGGAGCAACGGCGUAUUUAGAUUCGCGACUCGCGCGGGGCCCAAAAUAAUCGCGUAUAUAUGAUAUUCCUAGGUAUAUAUAUUUUUUAACGACUUAACUUAUCGAUCUAUUUCGAUUAGCCGUGUACUACCUUGUCUAUUUAUUUUCCACCGAGUCUUGAUUGCGAUCAACGACGACGACGAAGCGAGAGACACGAAAAACAAAAAUAAAAAACAGAAAAAAAGUAAAAAAAAAAAAAAGAUGGAAGAACAAUGGAAGUACGAAGGAAAUGGAGGAAAAACGAGAGGGAUACACGAAGGAAAGAGACACAACAGAGACACACGAAAGACGGGAUGAAACGGCGGAAGAACCGCGUCGGUGUGAACUCGCGCGGGGCGUCGCGACGCUCGAACGAAUUUCCACGCCGAGGCGGUCACGCGUCGCGAUUUCGACGCCCGUGACACGAUUUCGUUUCGUACCACACGCAUACACGGACACAUCUGUGAAACGCAUACAUACAUAUAUACAUGUACACGCAUACCGAAAUUCAUAUAUACAUCAUACACAUAUACGUACCAUACGCGUAAGUACGUAGAUAUAUACGUAUUUACACAUACAUACGGAGAGAGGAGAAAAGCGUAAAGGCAGGAAGGCACUGUUGAAGUCACACGCGCACGCAUAUAUGUAAUACUUGUUCACACGUACACAGAGGAACACACAGAGUCCACAGUCGCGGAAGAUUCUUUUAGGAAAAUCGAGCCCCGCGCUGUUUUCCGACAAAUUGUUUUGGCAAGAGACGACACGCGUUGAAAAUUUAUCGUAGCACACGCGUGACGCUGUUAC
Eufriesea mexicana is the source of this 3610-nucleotide messenger RNA. Its product is annotated as protein couch potato. Bases 1237 to 2217 code for a protein of 326 amino acids. The transcript has 9 exons. Gene Ontology annotation, molecular function: RNA binding. The record is from RefSeq and is a predicted model, not a curated record. NCBI's taxonomy places the organism in Eukaryota, Metazoa, Arthropoda, Insecta, Hymenoptera, Apidae.